Molecule: messenger RNA, 1761 nt
Organism: Aspergillus steynii IBT 23096
Lineage: Eukaryota; Fungi; Ascomycota; Eurotiomycetes; Eurotiales; Aspergillaceae
Product: putative MFS transporter
Exons: 2
Coding region: 1-1530 (509 amino acids)
Biological process (GO): transmembrane transport
Cellular component (GO): membrane
Molecular function (GO): transmembrane transporter activity
Source: RefSeq, a predicted model, not a curated record
AUGGGCGAAAAUGUCACCACCGACUCCGAGGCGUUCGGCGACAAAGCCAACAUGACGCACGACGAGGUUGCGCAGAUCGCGCAGUUGACGGAGGAAGAGAAGGUCAUUGAGAGGCAGCUGCGUCGGCGCAUCGAUAGCUUGAUCAUGCCCCUGGUCAUCCUGGUUUAUCUGAUGAAUUAUAUUGAUCGUAACAACUACGCCGCCGCCAAGCUGCAGGGCCUCGAGGAGGACCUGAAUCUCAAUGACCAGCAGUACCAAACCGGCCUGUCCAUCCUCUUCGUCGCCUACAUCCUCAUGCAGGUCCCCUCCAACCUCCUCCUGAAUUACAUGGGCCGCCCGUCGCUCUAUCUCGGCUUCUUCACCACCGCCUGGGGCUUGGUGUCCACGCUGACCAGCCAGGUCAAGGGAUACGGAGGCAUUGUCGCCUGUCGAUUUAUUCUGGGUCUGGUCGAGGCGCCCUUCUUUUCCGGCGUGUUGUUUUACCUCUCCAAGUGGUAUACGAAGAAGGAGCUGGCUCUGCGCAUGAGUAUCUUUUACUCGGGCUCGCUGCUCAGUGGCGCGUUCGGCAAUCUGAUCGCCGCCGGUAUUCUGAACGGCUUGGACGGCCACCGGGGCAUUUCGGCAUGGCAGUGGCUGUACAUCAUUGAGGGCGUUAUCACCAUCGCCAUCGGCCUGGUCGUGGCCGUCGUGCUUCCCGAUUUCCCCGACACCUGGCGACUGCUGUCGCCCGAGAUGAAGCACGUCGCGAACCGACGACUGGCCAUCGAGGCGGCCGAGGCCGACGUCGACGAGGCCGGCAAGAUGAGCCAGGUGAAAGGGCUGAAGCUGGCGUUCACCGACAUCAAGACCUACGCGCUGGCGCUGGCCCACAUGGCCAUCAACGGCGCCGCCGGCUUCCAGAACUUCUUCCCGACCCUCACCGGGACGCUGGGCUACGGCCAGAUCAUCUCGCUGCUGCUCGUCGCGCCGCCUUACAUCCUCAUGGUCUUCUACAGUCUCACCCAUUCGUACCUGUCCGACCGCUGGGGCUCCCGCUUCUGGUUCUUCGUGUACCCCAUCCCCAUCACCAUCGUCGGCUUCGUCAUCUUCAUGUCCACCGAUGCCUUCGGGCCUCGCUAUUUCUCCAUGUUCCUGAUGAUCUUCGUCUUCGCCCAGAACGGCACCAUCUACUCGUGGGUCGCCAACGCUAUCCCCCGCCCUCCUGCCAAGCGCGCUGCCGCCUAUGCCUUCAUCAACUCGGUCGGGAACUCCGCCAGCAUCUGGACCCCCUUCACCUAUCGCGAGAAGGACGAGCCGUACUACCGACCCGCCAUGGGCGUUUGCAUCGCACUGCAGGUUCUCGGCGCUCUCAUGGCCGUCGUUAUGUAUUUCCAUACGCGGUCGUUGAACAAGCAACUGGCCCGGUUGGAGGACGAGGACGUGGUGUUGACGGAUCGCGAGCUGGCGCGGCUGCAGCGGACUGCGGAAGUCGAGGGCAUCGAUAUUGCGGCGGCGAGACAAUUGCAGAAGGGAUUCCGGUAUAUGAUUUGAUUUGACGAAUUCCCCUCGAACACCCUAUCGGUCGGUAAACCAGAGUUAGAUCCUGCCUAGAACCUUGAUUCCAAUUCAAACGAUGUCAAUGACCUCCCAUGGUUCCUGUCGCCCCUUGAUAUUACCUAAUAGACUGUUUCGCUCAUUCGUGCGCGGUUUGCGCAUGAAAGGGGGAGGGGCGAGUCAUUUGUUAACUCCAUGAAGUCGUGAUGACAUCAGGCUGCGUAGAUG